AUGUCGGGCAAAGGCGCAAGAAAAGGGUCAGCCGCGCUGGCGGCUGGGCGCGCGGCGGCUGUCGUUGCCAAGGCGGCGAUUGCCAGAGGUGGAGACUCUGCUCGGUCGGACUGCCUCAUCGAAAUCGCAGAUGCCGAACAGGUGCUGCCUGGGGCAAACGACUGCACCUGGGCCUCCAAAGUGAAGGUCGCUAUCCAACCAAUCAUGCGACGAUUCGGGCCGGUGCUAGAUGUCCGUGUUCCAACAGGUGAAAACAGACCAAUCGUCAGCAUACGAUUCGCAAAUCCCAAAGCGGCGGAGGCUGUCAUGGUUGCCGCGUCGCAGGGUUUCUUGGCCGUGGGAGAGUCCGAAGUCCGGGUGUGCCAGCCUUUGUCGCAAGAGGCGGUCUGGCGCAGCUUCCCACCAGCUCGACAGCGACCAAAUCCUACAGGCGAGUCCAAGAAGAAAAAGCUUCGUCCAAACGAGCGCUUCGCUCCACCGCGCAUGCCUCGGGUUGAAGUCGACGAAGCCGACGAAGCAGCAAAAAACGAGCCUCCAAAGGUUGAGGCUGUCGAGGACCCACAGCCUCCCCCGAUCCAACCUCCUGUGCUACCACCAGAACCGCCCAGGCCCAGUCCGUCGACGCCCAGCGCCGACGCUUCGCAGGAGGACAGAGAAGUUGCAGCUGGUGAGGCGGAGGUGGCCAAGGCCAUGGCAGCGCUCUUGGAGCAGCCAUUCUCCAAACAAAAGAAGGUACUCAAGUCCAUUCGGCUGCAGUGGCAUCCGGACAAGAACCCUGACCAGUCCUCCAUCGCCACACGAGUUUUUCAAUUCGUGCAGGCACAUGACCACUGGCUGGCUCAUCACGGACAGUCAGCCCCACUCGUGACGCAGUCUGGCUGUUUAUUAACUUGGAAGACUGCUGCCUCAUUUCCCGUCAUGUCGACUACGGAGGCGAAUGCCAAUGCACCUGCAGAAGCCGACAGCCCGCCGAUUGUUCUCGAGCUGAAAAGGCUGGAUGACGAGAUGCUGGCAGUUCAGAAGGAGUACGAAAAGGAAGUGCAAAAGCUAAAGCGGCAAUUCCAGGCACAGCAGGCGCCGUUCAUCGAAGCCCGGGACAAGGUGCUUUCCGAGAAGGAAGGAAGCGAGGACCCAGUCACUGGAACGCCAGCACUAAAAGGAUUCUGGGUCCAGGCCCUGCUGAAUCAUCCCGCGUUCGAGGAUGAGGUCGAGUCUUACGACAUACCUGUGCUUGAGUUCCUCAGGACGAUUGAAGCAGAGGAUCUGGACAAGGAGGAUGCAGAAAAGGGUUUCCGGCUGAUUUUCCAUUUCGCCGAGAAUCCGUACUUCACAGACAGUUCACUAUCGCAAGAGUACCACAUGCACGAGCCAAAUCGCUACAACGGGGAGGUCAAGGUCAAACAGCUGAAAGGCUCUAGCCCCAACUGGAAGGCAGGCCAGGAUGUCACGAUGGGCAAGCCUGCAAAAGGAGGCAAAAAGAAGAAAUCCCACAAAGAGAAGCUGCUGGAGCCUCGCAAAUCUUUCUUCCGCGAUUUCUUUCGAAGUCUGCAGGACGAAGACGAGCUGCCCGAGGACGUUGACACCCAGCAGCUUUGCAUGCAGAUGGGCGACGAUGAGAUGGAGCAGGAGGAGAUGGUAGAGGCUUUACUCGAAAAUGCCUAUGACUGUGGCAUGGCGCUUCGCACUCAGAUCAUUCCUUUUGCCGUUCGCUGGUAUACCGGCGAAGCCGCCCCAGAUGAUGAGUACGAUGAUGAGGAAGAGGAGGAAGAGGAGGAAGACGAGGACGUGGAGCUGGAGGAGGAGAUCAUGGGGAGAAUUGGCAGGCUUCCGCGCUUGGCCUUCACUUGCAGCUUUGCGGUUAUACUUGCCACCGUCUCAAAGGAUGCCUUUUCGGUCCUUGCUCCGAGAACUACACCUUGUGCUUGGGAGCGGGAUAGCUCGGAUCGAAAGCAAGGGAGCAAAAGCACUUUGGCAAGUGGCGUCGGCGUCGCAGUCUUCGGCCUUAGCGCAAUUGCAAGUGGCGUCUUCAUCCCAACGAGCCGAGCCUGUUUGCGCGCUUCAGACAGCGUUGAGCUCUUCUCGCCGGCGAAGGUAAACCUGUUUUUGCGAAUCAUCAGGCGACGACCAGAUGGGUAUCAUGAUCUGGCAUCACUUUUCCACACGGUGGCAUUUGGUGACAAGCUGGUGCUGGAGGCGCUGCCAGACAAUGCAGAGCAGGAUCGGCUGGAGUGCAACCUGCCGGGAGUGCCAGUAGAUGAUUCCAACCUGGUCAUCCGCGCCCUCAAGCUAUUCCGAGAGAAGAGUGGCAUUCGUCGAUUCUUCGGUGUCACGCUCGAGAAGGAGAUACCAGCACAGGCUGGCAUGGGAGGUGGAAGCAGCAAUGCGGCCACGGCAUUUUUCGGUGCCAACCAGCUGUGCGGCUGCCCGGCCACUCCAGAGGAUCUGAUCAGCUGGGGCGACGAUCCGGUGAUUGGAUCUGAUGCCACUUUCUUCCUGUCAGAAGGCACUGCAUACUGCACUGGAAGAGGUGAGAUUGUGACGCCGAUCGACGGUCUUCCCAUCAAGGAUGGCCUUAGCGUCUACUUGGUCAAGCCGAAUUACGGCCUGUCCACCGGCAAGGUGUUUCAGGCCAUGGACCUUUCAGCGUUGAGUACGACAGACCCAGAGGAGCUUCUGCAGACCUUCAAAGAUAAGGGCACUUCGCACAUCUCCUGGGUGAACGAUUUGGAGAAGCCAGCCUUCAAGGUCUCCCCAGAACUUCGUGACCUCAAGAAGUAUUUGGCCGAAGAGUGGGACUUCGAGGCGGUUCUGAUGUCUGGAUCUGGGAGCACCAUCUUCUGCCUGGGCGACCCGAAGGGAGGUGCCAAAGCCUUCGAGGUAGCAACCAAGAAUCAGUUCGACAUUGAAGGCAUCUGGCAGACUGAGUUUAUGCGUCGCCCCAGCCCAACGGAAUGGUACACGAAGGCGACAAACCGGCGCUAUCAGUGCUACUGCCAAUGUUCUUUCAGCGAUUCUGUCAGGUGUAGAAUGGGCUGA
This is a messenger RNA of Symbiodinium necroappetens, 3036 nucleotides long. Lineage: Eukaryota; Dinophyceae; Suessiales; Symbiodiniaceae. The record is from the annotation of a GenBank genome assembly.